Molecule: messenger RNA, 1822 nt
Organism: Episyrphus balteatus (marmalade hoverfly)
Lineage: Eukaryota; Metazoa; Arthropoda; Insecta; Diptera; Syrphidae
Product: bleomycin hydrolase
Exons: 9
Coding region: 230-1810 (526 amino acids)
Biological process (GO): response to toxic substance; proteolysis; L-homocysteine catabolic process
Cellular component (GO): cytoplasm
Molecular function (GO): cysteine-type aminopeptidase activity
Source: RefSeq, a predicted model, not a curated record
AAUGCCGUUAUACCACACUGAAUGCACUCCAUUCCGUUAUAUUUUUCCAAUUCCUCCUCCUCAAUUUCAAUAAGAAGAAAGUUGUUGUACUGUGUUGAAGUGUUUUGUCAAUUUACUUUUCUCGAACAUAAAGAAAAGAAAUCCAACAAAAAAUUUUAAUUUCGUGAUAAUUUUUUGCCUUGUCCGAGAGAACAAAAGCUUUUCUACAAAAAAAAAAAAAAUAUAUAAAAUGGUUUCCAUUUUACGCUUGCAAAAGAAUACCGCCUCGUCAAUGUUGUAUCGUCAUUUAAGAAGAGAUUCGCAGUUAUUAGCCAGUCAAACAAACAAUUUGCGUUUAAUGCAACAAAAUAUUAUGAAAUUGCAUUGUUCGAAUGCUACCAAUAUAAUAUCAACAACAUCAACAACAACUACAACUCAACGAUCAACUACUACUACCUCCACGCAUCUAUUUUUAGCUCCAAUAACCAGUGAACAAUUGGACAAGUGGCGCAAGGAAUUCUAUAGCGAGCCAAAAAAUCUACUCGCACAAAAUGUCUGUUCUAGAGGUGAUCCCUUUGAGGCGGCUUUGUCACGUCCAGUCUUACAAUGUACCAAUCAUGUUUUCACUCAUAAGGUGGAGAAUGAAGCUAAGCCUGUUACAAACCAAAAAAGCUCAGGAAGGUGCUGGUUAUUUGCAGCACUGAAUUGUAUUCGUGUUCCAUUUAUGAAAGCUCUUACUCUGGAUGAAUUUGAAUUCUCCCAAGGGUAUCUUUUCUAUUGGGACAAAAUUGAGAGAUGUAAUUAUUUCUUGAAUAAUAUUGUUAAAACGGCAGAGCGAGGUGAAAAAGUUGAUGGUCGUUUGGUUUCAUUUUUAUUGAAUGAUCCAACAUGUGACGGUGGACAAUGGGAUAUGUUAGUUAAUCUCAUCACAAAACACGGCCUUAUGCCAAAGAAAUGCUUUCCAGAAAGUUAUAGUAGCGAAGCUAGUAUGCGUAUGAAUGCCAUUCUCAAAAGUAAACUAAGAGAGUAUGCCAAAAAUUUGAGGGAUCUUCAUGCUACCAGUCCACCAGAAGGUGCCCUUCAAGCAGCCAUUCAAACAAUGAUGGGUGAAAUUUAUAAAAUUGUUGGCAUUUGUUUGGGUAUACCACCAGAGACAUUCACAUGGGACUAUUAUGAUAAGAGUAAGAAUUUCUUUACUGUUGGUCCAAUAACACCACUUGAAUUUUACAAUCAACGUGUUAAACCAAUAUUUAAUGUUGAAGACAAGGUAUGCCUUGUACAUGAUCCACGUCCAACAAGUAGUUAUGAUACUGCCUAUACAGUAGAUUGUUUAGGAAAUGUUGUUGGUGGUCGUCCAGUUUUGUAUAACAAUCAACCAGUUGAGCUUUUAAUGGAAGUUGUAACAGAGAGCUUGAAGAAGGGUGAACCUGUUUGGUUUGGCUGUGAAGUAAGCAAACGAUUUGCUUCGAAACAAGGCAUUGAGGAUUUAGCGAUACACGAUUUUAAAUUAGUAUUUGAUGUUGACAUCCAAAUAACUCUUCCUAAAGCCGAUCGUCUUUUAUAUGGUGAAUCAGCAAUGACUCAUGCUAUGGUCUUUACUGCAGUAUCUGUUGAUGCCAAGGGCAACCCAACCAAAUUUCGCGUUGAAAACUCCUGGGGUGAGGAUCGUGGCGAGAAGGGAUAUCUUGUUAUGACGGCUGAUUGGUUCAAAGAAUUCGGCUUUGAAGUUGUCGUCGAUAAAAGUGUUGUUCCAAAGGAAACUCUAAAAGUAUUUGAUAUGAAACCAAUAGUGCUUCCAGCGUGGGAUCCAAUGGGAACUCUUGCUCAGUAAAAACAACAACAA